This is a messenger RNA of Rosa chinensis, 855 nucleotides long. Its product is annotated as fasciclin-like arabinogalactan protein 14. Bases 1 to 855 code for a protein of 284 amino acids. The record is from RefSeq and is a predicted model, not a curated record. Gene Ontology annotation, cellular component: plasma membrane. The transcript has a single exon. NCBI's taxonomy places the organism in Eukaryota, Viridiplantae, Streptophyta, Magnoliopsida, Rosales, Rosaceae.
AUGAAGACGAAUAAAGCUAAAGCCUCUGUCUCCUUCUUCCUUCUCAUGAUGUUGUUAAUAAGCUCUUGUUCGGCUUUCAACAUCACCAAGCUCCUCGAAAAGGAAGACGAUUUCAGCAACUUCAACCAGCAGCUCUCCCAGACCAAAAUCGCCGACCAGAUCAACAAGCGAAGCACCAUCACCGUCCUCGCCGUGGACAACAGCGCAAUAGGCGGUCUAGGUGACGACAGCUCCGUGACGAAGGCGAUCAUGAGCGUCCACGUCAUCCUCGACUACUACGACAAGGAGAAGCUGACCAAGCAUGCCAAGACCAACAAGAGCGCCAUGCUGACGACGCUGUACCAGACCUCCGGGUUGGCUAAGAACCAACAGGGCUUCCUCCGAGUAGCAGCCGACGACGGUGAGAUUACUUUCGGGUCGGCAAGCAAGGGUGGACAAAUGAACUCCAAGCUGGUCAAGUCUGUGACAGCUCAGCCCUUCAACAUUUCCGUGCUUCAGGUUAGUUCCAUCAUAGAGGUUCCCGACAUUAAUGCUAAUCCUUCCCCCGAAAAGGCUCCGGCACCGAAGAGGGGAAAGCCUCCGAGUUCGUCCGACGACGCCGACAGUCCCUCCGACGACGACUCUGACAGUCCCUCCGACGACACAGCCGACAGUCCCGGGGACGACUCGGACUCGGAGGCUCCCAGUCCGUCGAAGCACCAUACACCACCCAAGCCUAAGGAUGAUACGUCAGAUUCGCCAUCGUCGAGUCCAGCGCCUGCGCCCGGUAAGAGUGAUGCACGCGCCACCGCUGCGGAGAUGGGCGUUGGGGUUGUUGCUAUGGGGUUAGUUUCGGUGUUAGUUGCCUUCUUUUGA